AUGGAGGACAUGUGUCCGGCGGACCUCGCGCAGCUCUCCGCCGCCAUCGCGGCUGGGGAGGACCUGGGCCCCUUCGUGCGCCGGGCGUUCGCGUGCGGCCGCCCCGAGCCGCUGCUCGCCUCGCUCAGUGCCGCGGUGCGGGACCGGGAGGCCGAGAUCGAGGAGCUCUGCCGCGCCCACUUCCACUACUUCAUCCGCGCCGUCGACGACCUCCGCUCCCUCCUCGCCGAUGCCGACGCGCUCAAGCGCUCCCUCUCGGCGUCCCACUCCGCGCUCCUGUCCUCGGCGGCCCCGCUGCUCGCCUCGCUCGAGUCCUUCCUCGCCAAACGCUCGCUCGCGGGGAACCUCUCCUCCGCCCUCGCCUCCUCCCGCCGCUGCGUACGGCUGCCCCUCUGA
Messenger RNA from Panicum virgatum (switchgrass), 396 nucleotides. Its product is annotated as exocyst complex component SEC15B-like. The transcript is spliced from 2 exons. Gene Ontology annotation, biological process: intracellular protein transport; Golgi to plasma membrane transport; exocytosis. The record is from RefSeq and is a predicted model, not a curated record. NCBI's taxonomy places the organism in Eukaryota, Viridiplantae, Streptophyta, Magnoliopsida, Poales, Poaceae. The coding region runs from base 1 to 396 and encodes 131 amino acids. Gene Ontology annotation, cellular component: exocyst; membrane.